AUGGAUAACAAAUUGUCUGAAGGUUCUCUUGAGAUUAUAAUGCGAGGCGGAAAUUAUGAUAAGCCGAUAAUGCAAGUACUUAGUAGCAAAAAAAUUCAAGGAAGUGGUGCCAGUGAGAGAUUCAGGUUGCUAGUUUCUGAUGGACGGCAUUCUCACAGUUUUGCUAUGUUGGGUACACAACUAAAUGAAAUACUUAUAACAGGAGAGCUGUCAGAUUUUUCAGUAAUAAGGAUUGAUAAAUAUGUCACUUCUAUGGUAAAAAGUACUGGCAAAGAAAAGCGAGUCAUGAUUAUUCUGGAAUUGACAAUAAUAGAAACAGGCUCAGAAGUAGGAAGGAAAAUUGGUAAUCCUCAACCAUUGACUGAAGAAUCUACAUCAUCAGCACCAUCUCCAAAUCCAGUAAAAAUGGAACCAAAGCCAGUACCCACCAGCUCUGCGCAAAAGUUUACAGAAAACACAUCUUCCAACUUGGAUUCCAGCAUUCUCAGCUCUCAGAUGACUCAUCCUAUUGCAAGUCUGAGUCCUUACCAAAACAAAUGGGUGAUAAAGGCCCGUGUCAUGAACAAAUCACCAAUACGUACCUGGAGCAAUGCGAAGGGAGAGGGCAAACUCUUCAGUAUGGAUCUAUGCGAUGAAAGUGGUGAAAUAAGAGCUACUGCUUUCAAAAAUGAGUGUGAUAAAUUCUAUGAUAUGAUACAGAUAGACAAAGUCUAUUACAUAAGUCGCUGCCAGCUAAAGACAGCUAACAAACAGUACACCACAUUGAAGAACGACUAUGAAAUGACAUUUACUGCGAACACCAUAGUGGCAGAAUGUAUGGAAGACGCGUCCUCUCUACCCACAGCAAAGUAUGACUUCGUGCCCAUUACAGAUAUCGUUGAUAAAGCUCCUAAUACCCUGCUUGAUGUUAUUGGAGUUUGUAAAAUGGCAUCAGAUGUUCAAGAAUUAACAGCAAGGAGCACUGGGAAGUUACUUAAAAAGAGAGACAUCACACUUGUUGAUUCCUCUGGUGGAGCUGUGACCUUGACUCUAUGGGGAAGUGAGGCGGAGAGUUUUGAUGGUAGCAACGCACCUGUUGUCGCCGUUAAGGGCGCGCGCGUGGCGGAGUUCAACGGCGGCAAGUCGCUAUCGAUGGGCGCGGGCGCGCUGCUGCGCGUGCAGCCCGACCUGCCCGACGCGCACCGCCUGCGCGGCUGGUACGACCGCGGCGGCGCCGACGCCGCGCUCACGUACGUGUCCGCGCGUGCGGGCGACGGUGGCGGCGGCGCGUCGGGCGAGUGGAUAACGUUCGGCGAGGCGGCGGCGCGGCGGCUGGGCGCCGGCGACCGCCCCGACUACUACUGCCUGCUGGGCGUGCUCACCUUCACCUUCGCCGACAACGCGCUGUACAAGGCGUGCCCGCAGGACGCCUGCAACAAGAAGCUGGUGGACCUCGACAACGGCUCCUACCGCUGCGAGAAGUGCUCGCGCGAGUACCCCAACUAUAAGUACAGGCUGAUGUUAGGCGCAAACGUGUCGGACCCCACCGGCGACGAGCGCAUCACCGCCUUCAACGAGGCGGCGGAGGCGAUGCUGGGCGCGCCCGCCGCCGACCUCGGCCGCCUGCUCGAGUACGACAAGAACGCGUACGCGCGAGUCUUCGAGGACGUCAAGUUCAAGACCUUCGUGUUCAAGUUCAGGACUAAAGUCGAGACUUACAAUGACGAGGCCCGAUUGAAGACGACAGUGAUGAGCGCGCAGCCGGUGGACUACCGCGACGCCAACGCGAGACUCGUCAAGAGUAUCAAAGCUCUCAGUGGAAUUGAAAUU
Molecule: messenger RNA, 1809 nt
Organism: Brenthis ino (lesser marbled fritillary)
Lineage: Eukaryota; Metazoa; Arthropoda; Insecta; Lepidoptera; Nymphalidae
Source: the annotation of a GenBank genome assembly